AUGCGGGGCGAUAAGCCCGAUAAACAAUUUCUCCCCGAACGCGACUCGCACUCCCCACCACUUCACAACCUCCAACACGUGAAGACAACCUCCAAUUCCCACAAUUUCGGUCCUAUCUCACACACCAAUCAAAACCAAACAAUCAAUCCAAAUAUGCCACACCCGAAUCCCCUAACCUUAAUAGUGGCAACAACCCCAAUCCCAAUCCGUCACGCAACAGAAGAAACAACAACGCGCCUAGGAAUCGGGCUCAAGGGAACCCUCCCAUGGCCACGCAUAAAAACAGACAUGUCAUUCUUCGCGCGUGUGACCUCACGCCCGCCCAGCCCGGGCAAAACAAACGCCAUCAUCAUGGGUCGCAAGACAUACGAUUCCGUGCCUGCCUCAUUGCGCCCGCUUGCUAAGCGGAUUAGUGUUGUUGUUACGCGUGAUACGAGUGGAUCUGUUAAGGAGGGGGUUAUGAGGGAAUUAGUGGGGAGGAGGGAGAGGAUUGCUGCUAAGGCUGCUGAGGCUGUGAAGAAGGAUGGUGGGGAGAAGGCGGUUGAGCCGAUGACGGAUGUUAUUGUCGUGCCUAGUCUGGAACAAGCGUUGGAGAGGCUCGAUUCCGAGUAUGGAGAGAAGGGGGUUCUGGGGAAGGUUUUUGUCAUUGGGGGUGCGGAGAUUUACAAUGCUGCGAUUGGAUUGCAGGCAGGGUCUGCCUUGAAGGGGAGGCCUGUGAGGGUUGUUAUGACGAAUGUUGUGCGAAAGGGUGUUGAUGGGUCUGUUGGGUCUUUUGAAUGUGAUACGUUUUUUCCGCUUGAUGGGCUUGAUGCGGAGAAUGGGUGGCGGACUGCUAAAUCUGCGGAGGUUUCUGAGUGGGUUGGGGAGGAGGUUGAUGGGUUGUGGAAGAGCGAGGGGGAUGUUGAGGUCCAGAUGGUUGGGUUUGAGAAGGUCUAG
Messenger RNA from Penicillium canescens, 936 nucleotides. RefSeq names its product dihydrofolate reductase. The record is from RefSeq and is a predicted model, not a curated record. Gene Ontology annotation, cellular component: mitochondrion. Bases 1 to 936 code for a protein of 311 amino acids. Gene Ontology annotation, biological process: tetrahydrofolate biosynthetic process; dihydrofolate metabolic process; glycine biosynthetic process. The transcript has a single exon. NCBI's taxonomy places the organism in Eukaryota, Fungi, Ascomycota, Eurotiomycetes, Eurotiales, Aspergillaceae. Gene Ontology annotation, molecular function: dihydrofolate reductase activity; NADP binding.